This is a messenger RNA of Trichoplusia ni (cabbage looper), 1471 nucleotides long. It is a transcript of the gene serpin-32, whose product is annotated as serine protease inhibitor-like. The coding region runs from base 153 to 1349 and encodes 398 amino acids. The transcript has a single exon. The record is from RefSeq and is a predicted model, not a curated record. Gene Ontology annotation, molecular function: serine-type endopeptidase inhibitor activity. NCBI's taxonomy places the organism in Eukaryota, Metazoa, Arthropoda, Insecta, Lepidoptera, Noctuidae.
CGAUACCUAGCUUGAAACGGCAUCCCUCUACCAAAGAUCGCAUAUUAUCUAUACAUAAAGGCACAAACAAACGUUACCUAACCAGUUAAAUUAUAUUCAUUGUGGUGUUCGCACGUGAGACCGCGAUCAGUGUAGCGUUAAAGUUUGCCGCGAUGUUCGUAACUUGGACGCUGUUGGCGUUUGUGAGUGCCGCCGCCGCGCGCUCCGCCUCGCCUAUCGACUUUACACCAGUCAAUGAAUUCUCACUACAGUUACUAGAAAACACUUACGCUUUUCAAGAAAAUUUCGGAACUAAAAACAUUGCUCUAUCACCUCUUUCCAUCUGGAGCAUUUUCUCGUUGCUCGCUGAAGGUUCCUCAGGCGAAACGUUUUCGGAAUUAGUGAGUGCAUUGAGAUUGCCAAAGGAUUUGAGGAAAACGCAAUGCCUGCAUUCUGCUGCCAACGAUGUGUUGAGGUCGCAGUAUGAUGAUGUUAUUGUCAAAGGACAAUCGGCCAUGUUCACUGAAUGUUCGACUAAAGUGCAUGAGGAGUUCUGCCAGUCAGCUCUGCGAUACGACACGUCUAUUUAUUCAGCUGAAACUCAGAAUGCAACUGAACUCGCUCACGAUAUAAACUUAUUCAUAUGUUACUCUACUGACGGAAGGAUCUUAAACGCAGUGAAACCCCAAGAUUUGGAGAACUUACAAAUGGUGUUGAUUGAUGCUCUAUAUUUCAAAGCGAAUUGGACUCACCCCUUCGAUCCUACACAAACCAAAGUCGAGGCUUUUUACAACUCUCAGGGAAAGACAAUAGGAUCAGUUAACAUGAUGUAUCACAAAGCACCUCACCAACUAGGAGAUUCCAACGAACUUGGCGCUGAAAUCCUCGAAAUGACAUACGGAAAGAACGAAGAAUUCGCAAUGCUGAUCCUUCUACCAUACGACGGGACAUCAAUCAAAACUCUACUUAAUAACUUAGCGACGAAGUCCCAAAAUUGGAUGACAACCUUCAGGAUAGAGGGCAGUUUACCGUCUAUAGACACAUACAUACCUAGGUUUAGACUAUCAUCAAGACAAGACUUAAUCCCGCCGAUGAUGUAUACAGGAAUACACUCGAUAUUCGACAGGCAGAGAGCUAAGCUACCGGGUAUCGCUGACAAUCCUUUGUACGUGACGUCAUCGAUUCAAAAUGUGGAGGUUGAGGUUAAUGAAGAAGGUACAGUUGCUGCGGCUGCGACAGUCGUUGGCUUAGAAGACAGGAUCUUAGGACAAAGGUUUGAGGCGAACAAAGAGUUUGUAUUCCUAAUCGUGCAGCGAAGUUGUAACGUGAUUUUGUUCGCGGGAGUGUAUGGCGAGCCAUCUGUUGUGUAGCGUAAAAGUGUCUCGAGUGUUUCAAAUAUUUUUAGAAGGAAAAAUAGUCGAAAAGUAAUAGAAAUGAGAAUUGUUAUUAUAUGAGUACGAUACCGGCAAAAUCCUUUGUGAUGAAUUAGAAA